AUGGGCUACUGCACAGUCUGGAGGAAAUGGAUAUGGAGCUGCCUCUCAUCAGUUACAUACUCCUUCAACAUAAAUGGAGUACCAAAGGAGUUUGCUGAAGAUGAUAAAAGGAUGUCAGGGAUGAAGAUAAGCAGGAAUGGUCCAAGCUUGACCCAUUUAUUUUUUGCUGACGACUCACUGGUCUUCUGUAAAGCUGACAGAGAGGAAGCUAACGAACUCUGUCAAAUUCUUAGGAAGUAUGAGAAGGGAUCAGGCCAAGUUAUAAAUAUGGAAAAGUCCUCAGUUUUUUUCAGUAGCAAUGUGAGCCAUCAGAAUAAAGGGGAAAUAAGACGAAGCCUAGGCACAAUUCAGGUGGCUACUCAAGAAAAAUAUUUGGGACUACCUAUGGUGAUUACAAGAUCCAAACAACAAGUUUUUGGUUACAUAAAGGAUAGUAUUAGCAGAAGAAUGAAUAGCUGGAAGAACAGGUUGCUUAGCCAAGGGGGGAAGGAAGUAUUAUUGAAGUCAGUCUCUAUGGCGAUGCCAGUUUACACAAUGUCCUGCUUUAAACUCCCUAACAAACUGUGUAAAGAAGUGACAUCCAUCUUUGCUAAUUACUGGUGGGGAGAAUCUGAAGGAAGAAAUAAGUUGCAUUGGUGUUCAUGGGGGAGAUUGGCUAGAGAUAAAAAAGAGGGAGGCUUGGGCUUCAGGGAGUUGCAGAAUUUCAACAAAGCCUUGCUGGCUAAACAGGUAUGGAGGGUAAUUUCCAAACCAAACCUCUUAGUCAGUAAGGUCUUGAGGGCCAAGUAUUUUUAUAAGGAAUCAAUCUUUAAGUGUAAAAUCCCUAAGUGUGCUUCUUGGAUCUGGCAAAGCCUGAUGAAUGUGAGGGAUUUUGUGCGAAAAGGAACCAGAAGGAAGAUAGGUAAUGGCAAAGUAACAAAUAUCUGGGAGGAUAAUUGGAUCCCUGGAAAUAAGGAUGGGAAAGUCACCACUGCGAUGCCUCAGAGUUGCAAUAUCAGAAAGGUAGAAGAGCUGAUCAGUGGCUUUAGAUGGAGGAUACCAUUAGUGAGUCGGAUUUUCAACAGGAAGGAUGCGAAAGAAAUUCUUGAUAUUCCUAUCAGUAUUGCAGGAAGGGAGGACAGCAAUUAUUGGUUACAUAGUAGCAGUGGUACCUACACGGUCAAUUCAGGAUAUAAAGCUCUAUGUCAGGAAACAUCUCAACACAAGGGAAGGAGAGAUAAUGAGGCAGGAACAAGCUCAGCAAACUCUAAUGAAAAGCAAUGGAAGUGGCUGUGGAAGCUAAAGGUCAAAAGCAAGAUUAAACAUUUCAUUUGGAGGAGUCUAAAUGGCCUUUUACCAGUUAAUGACCUGGUGUUUAAAAGAAUACACCAGGGGGAUCCAAUUUGUGAUGGCUGUGGUGAACAGGAAGAGUCAAUUGAACAUUUGCUCUUUCAAUGUAGCAGAGCCCAAGAAGUGUGGAAGAUGGCCCCAAUUCAAUGGGAUGGAUUAACGGAACAGACAAGGAACAUAUUAGUAUGGUGGAAUUCUAUGCUGGAAGCAACAAACAGGAUAGAAGGAAGGGAACAUGUUGAGCUAACUGAAUGGCAAAAGCAAGCAUCAGCUUGGAGGGAGGAGAAAUCGACACCUGUGGAAGCUGAAAGAGACAGAGAGACUGCAGAAACAGAUGAGGGUGGAAGGGAUGAAAUGCAGAUCAGAUUAUCAACUCAUGUGCAAGAACAAACCAAUAGAGUUGGGACUGGGAUUAUAGCAACUAAUUCCAACCAUCAGUUGGUGUCUGCUUGGGCAUUGACUGAUAGGUACGCAGGAAGCCAUUUGCAGACAAGUGCGGAAGCUGUGAAGAUGGCCAUCAUAAAGGCUAGACAGCUGCAAUGGCAGAAAAUUACAGUCCAUCUCCUCAGCCCUCAGCUUUUGAAAAUGAUUACAAAUGGGUUGGCCAAAGAUAUCAAAAUGGCAACUUUGACUGAUGAUAUUAAUAGCUUCAGAGCUUUAUUCCAGAAAUGCUCCUUUUGUUUAGAUAGAAAUCUAGAUUCUAGAUGUGAAUGGAUUAGUGAUUAUGCUUUAGGCAUAUCUCAAGAUGAGAAAUGGAUCAAUCCUCAGUGUGUCUACCACAUUUGUAGAGAACUAGUUGAGCCUUUGCUCAUAUAA
Molecule: messenger RNA, 2145 nt
Organism: Coffea eugenioides
Lineage: Eukaryota; Viridiplantae; Streptophyta; Magnoliopsida; Gentianales; Rubiaceae
Exons: 3
Coding region: 1-2145 (714 amino acids)
Source: RefSeq, a predicted model, not a curated record